UUCUGCACUUUUCAACACGUAAGAAUUAUUUCUGAACGCAGAAAUCACAGAUCUGGCUCAGUAAUAGGAGGAUUAUGUUUAAUAUCUAACUUACUGGAGUUGUAGAAUGUGAAACGGGUGGAAUUCGUUUCGUUUAAGUGUAGAAAAUUAGGAUUAAUUUAUAUUGCUGCAAUAGAACAUGGCUGUCCGUGCAGGACGCGUGCUUUUUGUGAAAUUCGUUCGGAAUUACAGUAGUGAACGAGGAAAUGAUACCAUACAUCACAAGCUUGUUGUAGCGGGAGGAGGGACAGGGGGAUGUUCAGUUUCUGCACGUGCUUGUCGUGCACUCGGACCAGGAACUGUUGCUGUCAUAGAGCCAGCUGAGAAACACUACUACCAGUCUAUGUGGACCCUGGUUGGUGGCGGAAUCAAAACAAUGGACCAGACAGAGAUAAGAACAGCUGAGGUCCUCCCAAAACCUUGUAAACUCUAUAAGACCCGUGUGUCGGAAUUCCAACCUGAUAGAAAUAUGGUCGUUUUGGAUAACGGACAAAAGUUGACCUACGAGUAUCUGGUUAUUGCGCUUGGCAUACAGAUCAACCCUGACAAGGUAGAUGGUCUUGUAGAUGCGUUUAAGAAUGACCCGACAGUGUGCUGUAACUAUAUGAGUGAUACGGUGAUAAAGACGUAUCCGGCUAUACAGAACUUCAAAGGAGGCAACGCUAUCUUCACUUUUCCAAACACACCAAUAAAGUGUGGUGGAGCGCCACAGAAAAUCAUGUACCUUGCCGAUGAGUACUGGAGAAAUCAUGGUGUCCGAGACCAGACAAAAAUCUUUUUCAACACAUCCCUGGAUGUGAUUUUUGGGGUUCCUAAAUAUGCUGCUCGCUUAUCAGAAAUUGUUAAAAGAAAAGAUAUUCAGGUGAAUUUUAGACGAAACUUGACAUCAGUAGAUCACGUGAAGAAGUUGGCAACUUUUCAGCGGCUGGACCAUGAUGACAAGGAGACCUACCAUUACGAUUUUCUGCACGCGGUGCCCCCGAUGUCAGCCCCGGAUGUGCUGAAGAACUCGACAUCCUCUAUCGUAGAUGAAGGAGGCUGGCUGGAUGUAAACAAGCUAACUAUGCAACACAAAAACUUCCCCAAUAUUUUCGGUCUCGGUGACUGUACCAAUGUUCCGACAUCUAAAACUGCUGCCGCUGUAGCAUCACAGAACAAAAUAUUACUGAACAGUCUUUGUCAGGUGAUUGAUGGAAAAGUUCCUGAUGGAAAAUAUGACGGUUACACAGCGUGUCCUCUUGUUACUGGCUACCAUUCGUGUAUUUUUGCUGAGUUCGAUUUCGAUGGUAAACCGCUGGAGACGUUUCCAAUAGACCAGAGUAAAGAGAGACGUUCAAUGUUCUAUGUGAAAAAAGACGUCAUGCCCCAGAUAUACUGGAAGUUGCUUGUAAAUGGAAAAUGGGGCGGACCUAGACCGAUAAGGAAAUUGAUGCAUCUCUGGAUGAGUAGAUAAAUUUCUGGUUGUGUAAAAUGUUUAAAAACCAUAUCAAUCAUAGAAGAUGUUAAAACAACAAAAACACACAAUUAACAAGAUAGACAGUGUGAAACAGAUUUACAUGUUUCGCAGGUAGUCUGGUUAUUAACAAAUGCCAGAGUAUGUGUCCAGCCUUGAGAAUGAAGUUAUACAUGGUGUAUGUAUGUGAACUGGGGACAGGAAAAAGGCUUCGGUGACAACCUCAUCAAACCUUUUCAAAAGUUUCAAUAUUUACUAAAAGCAGUCAUCAUUAUUGGACAUAUACAACGGUUGAAUCGC
This is a messenger RNA of Mercenaria mercenaria, 1792 nucleotides long. RefSeq names its product sulfide:quinone oxidoreductase, mitochondrial-like. The record is from RefSeq and is a predicted model, not a curated record. Bases 179 to 1492 code for a protein of 437 amino acids. Lineage: Eukaryota; Metazoa; Mollusca; Bivalvia; Venerida; Veneridae. Gene Ontology annotation, molecular function: FAD binding; sulfide:quinone oxidoreductase activity. Gene Ontology annotation, cellular component: mitochondrion. The transcript is spliced from 11 exons.